This is a messenger RNA of Malaya genurostris, 2398 nucleotides long. RefSeq names its product transcription initiation factor TFIID subunit 5 (gene Taf5). Bases 349 to 2304 code for a protein of 651 amino acids. NCBI's taxonomy places the organism in Eukaryota, Metazoa, Arthropoda, Insecta, Diptera, Culicidae. The record is from RefSeq and is a predicted model, not a curated record. Gene Ontology annotation, biological process: transcription initiation at RNA polymerase II promoter. The transcript is spliced from 4 exons. Gene Ontology annotation, cellular component: transcription factor TFIID complex. Gene Ontology annotation, molecular function: RNA polymerase II general transcription initiation factor activity; protein binding.
GAAGAGGAAAUCCGGAGUAUGCUCAGUGAUCACUAAGAAUUAGUUAUAUCAGUUUGCUCUUGCAUCUAGUAUUGGAACUUAUUCAUUAUUUUUGUUAAAGUUCGCGUGCAUUUUCUUAUCUAAGUGAGGUUUCUAUGCAAAUUUGGAAUAUCAUUACUUAGUGAUUAUUGAAAAUGAUAUUUUUAAUGUUUGUGUAAGGGGCCACUACAGAUUUUAGUGUGUUUAAAAAUUUGCCCUGGCAUCCCUGGUACAAAUCUGUUGUUAUUUCCUUUAUAUGCCGAAAAAAAUUGUAUUGGGUGAAUUUUAUAUGAAAUAUUUAUAAAUAAAAUCAAGCAAUUUAAUCGAAAGAUGGCUCAAAACAAAACGGAUUUAAUGGCCGUUUUGGCCGUGCUCAAAAAGUACAAUUUAAAGGGCACAGAAGACAUACUUAAAAAAGAGGCCAGUCUGACGGAUGUUCCGGAAAAUGCAGCAGGGGAAGCGGAUGUUAAUAGUGUGCUGGCUGCUUAUAAGAGCGAAGGAGAUCCCGAUGUGUAUGAACAGUCCUACAUGGAGCUUCGGAGGUUUGUUGAGGAAUCACUGGAUAUCUACCGCCACGAGCUUGCGCUGAUACUGUACCCGGUGUUGGUUCAUAUGUAUAUUGAGUUGGUAUACAAUAGCCACGAAGAACAGGCGAAAAAAUUAAUUACGAAAUUCGGUCCGGAGCAAGAGUAUUAUUAUCAGGACGAGUUAGCUAAGCUGGCUAUGGUGUCCAAGAGAGAUCAAAUGAGUGGAAACGAUCUCACGGACACCUUCAAAUCGAAUGCUUUUACGAUUCGAAUCUCACGCGACACGUUAUCACUGCUGAAGCGACACCUCCAUGAAAAGAAAGCAUCAGUAAUUUUGAACAUUGUAAAUGAGCACUUGUUUUUUGAUCUGUAUGAGGGUGUGGCACGGAAUAAAAUUCAGUGUGAUGCUACAUCCGGUGCUAUGAUUGGUGAAGCGAAGCGGUUGGAUAACAAGGUCAAGGUAUACUAUGGACUGCUGAAAGAACCGGAUGUACAGACGUUGGUACAGGCUCCUCCCGAGGAAGAUGACGAUAUGGAUCCGGAUGCUCCGGAUAAGCCGAAGAAGAAAAAGCCUAAAAAAGAUCCGUUAUUUUCAAAGAAGUCCAAAUCGGAUCCGAAUGCACCUCCGAUUGAUAGAAUUCCGCUGCCAAAGUUGAAGGAUGUAGACAAGAUGGAAAAGAUUAAGGCACUGAGAGAGGCUUCUAAGCGGGUCAAUCUGGGCCCCGAUUGUUUGCCAUCCGUUUGCAUGUAUACUUUGUUGAAUGCAAACUAUACGGUGACGUGUGCUGAAAUAUGCGAGGAUUCCAGUUUAAUUGCAAUCGGAUUUUCCGAUUCGUCUAUCAAAGUAUGGUCCCUAUCGCCGGUUAAACUGCGAGAGAUGAAAUCUGCUGAUCAGUUAAAGGAAAUCGAUCGAGACGCCGAUGAUGUUCUCAUCCGUAUGUUGGACGAUCGCAAAGCGGAAACUAGCCGAGUUUUACAUGGCCAUAGCGGGCCCGUAUUCCGGUGCGCCUUUUCUCCGGACAGAACCAUGCUGCUGUCGUGUUCAGAAGAUUGCACCAUACGUUUGUGGUCUUUGCACACCUGGACAUGUGUGGUGGUUUACAAAGGUCACCAGUUUGCCGUUUGGGAUGUACGGUUUUCUCCUCAUGGGCAUUACUUUUUGAGUUGCUCACACGACAAAACCGCCCGACUUUGGGCAACCGACUCUCACCAGCCGUUGCGUAUAUUUGCUGGACAUUUGGCCGAUGUUGAUGUUUGUAUUUUCCAUCCGAACUCGAAUUACGUCGCCACUGGUUCAAGCGAUCGAACAGUUCGCCUGUGGGAUGUUUGCGUUGGCAAUCAUUUGCGGUUGAUGACUGGACAUAAGGCCCCUAUCUACUCACUGGCUUUUUCGAUCUGUGGUCGCUAUUUGGCUUCUGGUUCGGCAGAUUGUCGCAUUCUUAUUUGGGAUCUGGCUCAUGGUCACUUGAUUGCUGCUCUUUGCGGCCACUCCGCUUCCAUACAUUCACUAUGCUUCAGCCGGGAUGGUGUUGUACUGGCAACUGGUGGUUUGGAUUGUUGUCUCAAGCUCUGGGAUUUCAGUAAACUGUGCGAGGAUAUCAGUGGUGAAAAUGUUAAUGUUUCGCAUAAUCCGGACGUACGUGACGGAGAACCUUACUUGUUGCGCUCGUUCCCAACGAAGCAAACGCCUUUUCUUACGCUACAUUUUACAAGGCGAAAUUUACUACUCGGUGUGGGUAUGUUUGAAGGAUCGGUUUGAUUUGAACAAUUCUUUUUGUUUAGUUUUUGAAUAUGUAAGGUUUUAUGUAUGUGCUACGUAUUUUAGAAAUUUCCAACUUUAAUAAAUUUUUGCC